AUGGUGGACUCGCUAUGCGCCAAACACCCAUCGUGUGAGACCGCCAUCCCGGAGUGGUUGCAGGAGACGACAGUCGAGCCGUCCCUCAUCCCCGAGCUUUCAGUGGAGGUACUCGGACAGGCUAUCCAUUCAGCGGCUUGGGCGUCUUCACCAGGACCAUCAGGGUGGGUGACGGAGCACUUGCGCGACACUUUUCUCUCCGAGCCUGCAUACCUGCCUCACCUGCUAGGGGUCUUCACCCAGUGGACCAAGGGAGAGGUAGCGGAGCGCGUGCGACCCUGGCUGACUGCGUCCAACCCUGUGGGCCUGUCGAAGCCAAACGGUGACGUUCGUCCGGUGGCCAUAGGCGAGCUCGAAGUUGGGUCCAAGUCGGGAUUGGAAGUCCUGGCACACGCCUUCCGUUCUGCCCUCUCUACUCACCCGUCAUGGUGCGUGCUUCAAAUUGACGUGGCGAAUGCUUUCAACUCUUUCCAUCGGCGGGAAAUGUUUGAAGGCCUCCAUCGAUCGCCUUUAGAGGGAUUGAUUCCAUUCUUGCAAGUCUUCUACGGCACCCCCAGCGACCUCUACCUCCGCGCAGGCCCCUUCAUUGAAGUUUUGGCUUCCGAGUGGGGCUUGAGGUAG
Molecule: messenger RNA, 621 nt
Organism: Closterium sp. NIES-65
Lineage: Eukaryota; Viridiplantae; Streptophyta; Zygnematophyceae; Desmidiales; Closteriaceae
Source: the annotation of a GenBank genome assembly